GCGGCGGCGCGCUUCCCGGAACAGCCCGCGGAGGGCAGCACGGCUAGAACCCACCCGCGGCCGCAGCUCCCGCGCGGACAUGGCUGCGGAACCCGGGGAGCGGGCGGCGUUGGCCAUGCGCGCCUGACAGGUGCGGAGCAUGUACGGCAAGGCGGGCAAGGGCUGCGCGCCCUCGGACGGCCAGGCGCGCGAGAAGCUCGCGCUGUACGUGUAUGAGUACCUGCUACAUGUAGGCGCACAGAAGUCGGCUCAGACCUUCCUGUCCGAGAUCCGCUGGGAAAAGAACAUCACCCUGGGCGAGCCCCCUGGCUUCCUGCACUCCUGGUGGUGUGUCUUCUGGGACCUCUAUUGCGCAGCACCAGACCGCAGAGAAGCCUGUGAACACACCAGUGAGGCCAAAGUCUUCCAGGACUAUAGUGCCGCAGCCCCCAACCCUGUGAUGGGCGCCAUGGCCCCUAACGACGCGAUGGGGGCACCAGGCUUCUUCCAGCCCUUCAUGUCAUCACGGUUUCCAGGGGGUGCCCGGCCCACGCUACGGAUGCCAGGACAGCCUCCUGUGGGCCUCCCUGGGUCCCAGCCCAUCAUCCCUGGUGCCAUGGACCCCUCCCCACGCGCACAAGGGCACCCCAGCCUGGGAGGCUCCAUGCAGAGAGUGACACCUCCGAGGAGCAUGGCCAGUGUUGGGCCCCAGGGCUAUGGAACUGGCAUGAGGCCCCCACCCAAUUCCCUUGCAUCCAGCCAGGUCCUGCCAUCCAUGAACAUGGGUCCGGGGGUGCGUGGCCCGUGGGCCAGUCCCAGCGGUAACUCGAUCCCCUAUGCUUCCUCAUCUCCUGGCAGCUACACGCAGGGACCCGCAGGAGGAGGCGCCCCCGGAACACCCAUCAUGCCCAGUCCUGGAGCCCCUGCUGUCCCCCCAGACUCCACCAACUCCAGCGAGAACAUGUAUACCAUCAUGAACCCCAUCGGGCCGGGCGCCGGCAGGGCUAACUUCCCGCUCGGCCCCGGCCCCGAGGGCCCAAUGGCCUCUAUGAGCGCGAUGGAGCCGCACCACGUGAACGGAUCCCUGGGCUCGGGCGAUAUGGACGGGCUGCCGAAGAACUCCCCUGGCGCCGUGGGCGGCCUGAGCAACGCCCCGGGGACCCCGCGCGACGACAACGAGAUGGCGGCCUCCGGGACCUUCCUGCAUCCGUUUCCGAGCGAAAGCGUAAGCGCCUGCGUCGACUCCCCACCCGCGGCCGCGGCGGGCCGGAGGGGCCUGGCGGGCAGGCCCCGGCGGGGCGGCCGCGGGGCCAGAGCAAGACCGUGACCGCGGCGGGCCAGUACUCCCCCGGCAUGACCAUGAGCGUGUGAUAGCCCUGGUCUGCGCCCAGUGUCCUGCUGGCAAGGUCUGGGGUCGCACCCCACCCGGACUCCUGGCCAGCUCAGCCUGGAUGGCCGGCAGGGACCCCCACGAAGGACUUUAUCAUUUUCUAAACACACACGCACGCACACGCACACAGUGCAAGGACCUCAGAGAAGGGCAGGCCUUCUGAACUGUGCGCUGUCACGGGGCUGGGGGGGGGGGCUCAGCCAAUAAACACCAUUCGAUUUUGUCUUUUUGGUA
Molecule: messenger RNA, 1603 nt
Organism: Microtus ochrogaster (prairie vole)
Lineage: Eukaryota; Metazoa; Chordata; Mammalia; Rodentia; Cricetidae
Gene: Ssbp4
Product: single stranded DNA binding protein 4
Exons: 17
Coding region: 140-1306 (388 amino acids)
Biological process (GO): positive regulation of transcription by RNA polymerase II
Cellular component (GO): nucleus
Molecular function (GO): protein binding; single-stranded DNA binding
Source: RefSeq, a predicted model, not a curated record